CCGGCGGAGCUCUGAAGAUGGCGGCAGCUGCAGCGGUGGGAGGAAGGUCAGCUUACUACGGGACGGAGGGCGGCCGAGCCCCGAAGAGGCAGAAGACUGACGGGACAGACGACAACGUGGCGGCCAGUGCGGAAGGCUACGAGGACCCUCACAAGACGCCGGCUUCCCCGGUGGUCCACGUGAGGGGACUUGUCGAUGGUGUGGUGGAAGCUGAUCUUGCAGAGGCACUUCAGGAAUUUGGAACUAUAAGCUAUGUGGUAGUGAUGCCAAAGAAGAGGCAGGCACUGGUGGAGUUUGAGGACAUUCUAGGAGCUUGCAAUGCUGUAAACUAUGCUGCAGACAACCAGAUCUAUGUGGGUGGUCAUCCUGCCUUUAUUAAUUACUCCACCAGUCAGAAGAUAUCGCGCCCUGUGGACACAGGAGACGAUUCUAGAGGAGUCAACAACAUCCUUCUGUUCACCAUCUUAAACCCAAUCUAUUCAAUCACUACAGAUGUGCUGUACACUAUCUGUAAUCCAUGUGGACCAGUCCAGCGGAUUGUGAUCUUCAGGAAGAAUGGUGUCCAAGCUAUGGUGGAAUUCGACUCUGUUCAGAGUGCUCAGCGUGCUAAGGCCUCCCUUAAUGGGGCCGACAUCUAUUCUGGAUGCUGCACAUUAAAGAUUGAGUAUGCCAAGCCUACCAGACUGAAUGUCUUUAAAAAUGACCAGGACACUUGGGACUACACUAACCCAGCGUUGAGUGGACAAGUUGAUGCUGGAGGUAACCCUAACAAACGCCAGAGGAACCCACCGUUGUUGGGAGACCACCCUGCAGAGUAUGGUGGUCCUCAUGGUGGAUACCAUGGACACUAUCAUGAUGAUGCAUAUGGUCCUCCACCCCCACAUUAUGAAGGACGCAGGAUGGGUCCUCCUCCUGUUGGAGCUCCCCGCAGAGGUCCAGGUCGCUAUGGUCCUCAGUAUGGCCACCCUCCACCACCCCCUCCAGAAUAUGGCCCUCAUGCUGAUAGUCCAGUUUUGAUGGUGUAUGGUCUCGACCCCAGCAAAAUUAAUUGUGACAGAGUAUUCAACGUGUUUUGCCUGUAUGGCAAUGUAGAGAAGGUCAAGUUCAUGAAGAGCAAGCCUGGGGCCUGUAUGGUGGAAAUGGGUGAUGGAUAUGCGGUGGACAGAGCUCUUACCCAUCUGAACAACAAUUACAUGUUUGGGCAAAAGCUUAGUGUGUGUGUUUCGAAGCAGCAGUCUAUUGUUCCUGGUCAGUCCUAUGGCUUGGAGGAUGGAUCCUGCAGUUUUAAGGUGUUUAGUGGCUCUCGAAACAACCGGUUCACUUCCCCUGAACAAGCUGCAAAGAAUCGCAUUCAGCAGCCUAGCAAUGUGUUGCAUUUCUUCAAUGCUCCUCCAGAGGUGACUGAAGAGAACUUCUUUGAGAUCUGUGAGGAACUGGGUUUGAAGAAACCAUCUUCUGUCAAAGUGUUUUCUGGCAAAAGUGAGAGGAGCUCCUCUGGCUUGCUUGAAUGGGAAUCUAAGAGCGAUGCCCUUGAAACACUCGGCCUCCUGAAUCACUACCAGAUGAAGAAUCCUAAUGGGCCAUACCCAUACACCUUGAAGCUGUGCUUCUCCACUGCCCAGCAUGCAUCGUAA
Messenger RNA from Staurois parvus, 1634 nucleotides. The record is from the annotation of a GenBank genome assembly. NCBI's taxonomy places the organism in Eukaryota, Metazoa, Chordata, Amphibia, Anura, Ranidae.